Molecule: messenger RNA, 297 nt
Organism: Fusarium redolens
Lineage: Eukaryota; Fungi; Ascomycota; Sordariomycetes; Hypocreales; Nectriaceae
Exons: 2
Coding region: 1-297 (98 amino acids)
Source: RefSeq, a predicted model, not a curated record
AUGCUUGCCUUACAGAACAAGCUUCGUCACCCAAUAAGACUUUACUACGUAGAAUAUCUUAGUCUCAGUAAGGCGGCCAAUGAGAAAAUUGAAUCACCUGCGGUGAGCCAAUUCAAUCAGUGGGCUACACAUCCCCGGGACCGCAAGACGAAUGAAAUGGGUGUGCAGCUGGGCUCAAAGGUGUGGCGAAUCGAUGGAUCCUCAGUCUGCGAUACGUCGCAAUGCCCUCACCUUGGAGUUGAGCAUCCGACCGAGAAACCGUUUAUCACAAAGUCUGUAGAGUCUUUGCUGGCUUAA